Messenger RNA from Cannabis sativa, 825 nucleotides. RefSeq lists its product as uncharacterized. The record is from RefSeq and is a predicted model, not a curated record. The transcript has a single exon. NCBI's taxonomy places the organism in Eukaryota, Viridiplantae, Streptophyta, Magnoliopsida, Rosales, Cannabaceae. The coding region runs from base 1 to 825 and encodes 274 amino acids.
AUGAAUCCUCUUACUGACAAAAUGAAAGGCAAGAUGACUAUUGAUGAAGAUGAAGAAACUCCACUGAUUCUUGAUGAUGUUGAAGUUCAAAAUGACAAUUUGGAUACAGUGUUAGUUGCUAGAGUUCUCACUACCAAAUCUGUCUUUUUAUCUACAUUCCAAAGGCAAAUGAAAGAUCAUUGGAAUGGUCGAUUCCACACCACUAUCACUGAAAAACCUCCUGAUUUGUUUGUGCUUUCUUUCGGUUGUGAAGGAGAUAAGCAAAGGGUUCUUCUGAAGGAACCUUACCACUUUCAAAACCACCAUAUAGUGUUAUACACACCAAGUGUUCUGCAAAAGGUCACUUCUGAAGAUCUGAUUUUUUCUAAUUUUUGGGUUCAAUGUUACAGAUUGCCUUUCCUAAGUAAGUCUAAAUCUUUAGCCAAGGCACUCGGUAACAUCAUUGGGGAAUUUAUGGAGGUUUAUGAUGAGUCUUUGGAUGAAGGAUGGGGUCCUUUCCUUCGAUUCCGAGUCAAACUCAAUGUUACCAAACCAUUGCUCAGAGGCCGAAACAUCCAACUUAGACAAACUAGGGACAAAUUCUGGGUUGAUUUUCGAUACGAACGACUACCGGAGUGGUGUAUGGAAUGUGGAAGACUUGGACAUCCAUUUCAGAAAUGCAUGGUUUGGAUGGAAAAGAUUGAUAAUGGUAUCGAACCCGAGUUACCAUAUGGUCUUGAAUUAAAGGGGGCUGCACUGCCUACUUCUGGACUGAUAGGUACAGAACGGAUUUUUCCAAGGGUAAUGCUUGGCCCUUGCUUACUCGCUUGGCUAGAAAUUCCAUAA